UUUUGAGCGACGUUUAAGGAACACCAUGGAAGAACCAACUGGAGACAUCGAGGUGACGGUGAAAACCCUGGACUCCCAGAGCAGAACCUACACCGUCGGUGCUCAGUUGACUGUGAAGGAGUUCAAGGAGCACAUUGCGCCUUCAGUGGGCAUCCCGGUGGACAAGCAGAGGCUGAUCUACCAGGGCAGAGUGCUGCAGGAUGAGAGGACUCUGGCAGACUACAAUGUAGGAGGAAAGGUGAUCCACCUUGUGGAGCGGGCACCACCUCCACCAUCCCAGCCUGGUUCUGGGUCAGGAGGCACUUCAGCCGACAGCGGGCCGUCCUCAUCCUCCCAGGGAACGUCACAAGUGCCUCCACAUGAUCGCAACGCCAACAGCUACGUAAUGCUCGGCACAUUCAACCUUCCUGUAAACAUCAUGGACCCCCAGCAGAUACAGAUGUCAGUCCAGCAGAUGGUGUCUGGGAUGGGAGAGAAUGCCAGGAAUGCCAGAGUCACAACCAGCACCGGGAGCAACGGGUCUGUGAAUGUGCACAUUGAUAUGGACCAACCGGUGCAGAGUGAGCCCAGGCUGAGGCUGGUGCUCGCUGAGAACCUGCUGAGAGACGUCAAUGAUGUCAUCCACAGGAUGGAGAGUCGGCCGAGUGAGCCGGCCUCCCAGACCGAGACGGCGUCUGCCGCUGCUGCUCCUCCUCCUCCCUCGUCUUCGUCUACCACCUCUACUCCCUCUCCUUCUGCUCAGCCCAUGGACACCUCCCCACCUCCAACAACUCCCCCACCUCCACCCUCUUCAUCAGCACAGUCGGAGGGACCAACACCACAACCUGGACCCAACCACCCCAGCCCAGCUGAGCUAGCAGAGAUGUUGUCUGAGCUGCGUAGGGUGGAGGAGCGGCUGCAGCCAUUCAUCCAGAGAGCUCACACCAUCCUGGAGACAGCCACCACCGCAGAAUACAACAAUAAUACAGAGCGAGAGGAGGACCAGCGAACCCUCAUCCUGACAUGGGAGUGUCUCCGUCUCCUUGGUAACGCCCUAGUGGCCCUCAGCGACCUGCGACUGAACCUCAUGAGCCCCGUGCCACGCCACCUGCACGUGGUCCGGCCUUUUUCCCACUACGCCACCCCGGUCACUCUCCCUGGAGCGGUGCACCACCACAUCCCAGUGCAAAUGAACCUGGGCGCCACAGUGACUGUUGCUGCUAACAGCACUGAAGGACAAGCCCCGCCCACCCAGCCGGCCAGCCAGUCGGAGCAGGCAGGUCAGGGACAGACCUCCCCCCCACAGACUACCCCGUCCAAUCAGCAGGCUGGACAGGGACAGGCUGGCCCCCGGGUCAUCAGGAUCAGCCACCAGGCAGUCCCGGUGGUCAUGAUGCAGAUGAACACGGACGGUCCCAGUCCAAACCCUGCAGCAGCUGGACAGCAAAUGCCCGGACAGCCAGGUGCCCUUCCCCCUGACUUCAUGAGAAACCUCAUGCAGCAGAUCAGCCAGUACGCUGCUGCUGUAGCUACCAGCGCCGCCACUGCUGCUGCCACUGGCCAGCCGGUUCCGCCCCAGCCCACCCCUCCUGGUUACAGCUCCACAGCCAACUCCUCAACUACUACCACGGGGCCCAACACACCCACCACCACCCCUACUGCCCCCCCUCCACCUCCCCAUGCUGGACCCCAGCCCCAGGCCAGGGUUGUGUUCAGCCGACCACCCUUUGCGCCCAACAUGCCCCCUCCAGCCUUCAGCACCCGGGGAACCACCAUCAAUGUGAGGGCUGCCAUGCCAGGCCAGCAGCCGGGACAGGCUUUCAACCCUGCUGCUCUCAACCAGAUGAUCAGUGGACUGGUUGGACAGCUUCUGCUGCCAGGACAAAUGGCUGGUCAAACAGUCCCAUCCUCUUCCUCCUCCACAUCCACAUCCUCCUCCUCUUCCUCUUCUUCCUCCUCCUCCUCCUUUUCUUUCUCCACCUCUGGUCCAACACCUCCACCUGCUGCUACCCCGAACCAAACUGAGACCAACACCAGUGAGGCCCCGUUACAGGAGAUGCCCCCAGACCUCAGCCAGCUGCUGGGUUCUCUGCUGGGGGUAGCUGGUGGAACUGGUGCAGGGCCUGUAGGGGCCCCCUCAAUAACCGUCACUACAUCUGGGGUCCCAGCCUUCAUCCAGGGAGUGACUGAGUUCAUGCAGCAGGCCCAACCCAUCUUUUCUCCACCCCCUCCUCCCUCUGGUACCACUCCUGCUCCCGGGGCAGGGCCCAACCCAACCCCCAACCCCACCGCAGCAGCAGCAGCUGCCGCCGAAGCCCUCAACCCGGAGCUGUUCACCGGCAUCGUCCGGGGCGUCCUGACCACCAUGAUGGGCUCUCUGGGCCAAGCUCAGAACGACACAGAGAGCAUUGCCCAGUUCAUGCAGAGGUUGUCUCAGGCAACCAACAUCUUCAUCAGCCCUGAGGACCCUACAGGGUUCUUUGGAGAGCUGCUGAUGUUGGUGUGCCAGACGUUCACCAUGUCCGACCUGGUGAUGCUGCUUCAUGGCCAGCACCAGCCUCUGGGCCGCAUCCAGCCUCAGCUGUCCCAGUUCUUCACCCAGAACUACCUCAACGGCAGAGAGCCCACCGAUGAGAACAUUGCUGCUGCUGCUGACAGUCUUGUAAAUGAACUGGAGGAGUACAUCACCGAGAGCUUUAGAGAGUCUUCAGUCACAGUGCUGGAAGGCGUCGACAUCACUCAGACCAACAUGUCUUUCUUCAGGCAGCAGCUGAUGCACAUCGCUGCACAUAUUCUGCGCUGCACUGAUGACACGUUUGGGCUCCGGUUGCUCCAGAUGUGUAACCAAGCCCUGUUUGAGUGUCUCGCCCUGAACCUGCACUGCCUGAGAGGAGACCAGAGGGCUCUAACGGCAGUCAUCAACCACAGAAUACGGAGAAUGUCCAGCGACAUCAGCCCCAGUCUGGUCAACUGGAUGACCAGCAUGAUGACCAUGAGGCUGCAGGUCAUUCUGGACCACAUCCCCAUCACGCAGGAGCAGAUCCAGAGCUACAUCGUGCACACUCAGAGAGAUCAGUCUUCUGCGACUUGCACCCAAGAGCCUGAUCGAGCCCAAAGCGCGACGAUCGGGGACACCCUCUCACCGGCUGCCGCCACCACAGCGGAGGAGGCCAUGUCAGUGUCACACGACACACGGGCGUCGUCACGGGAGACGAGGGUGUUGCCAGGAGACCUGGGAGCUUCGGGCGGAGCGGCGCCGCUGGGUGGCGACAUGGCAGCAGCUGGAGCUGAGGGAGGGAGUGAGGAGUCUGCUGGAGAGUCUGAGGCCUGGGCUGCUGCUGUUCCUCCUGAAUGGGUGCCUAUCAUCAGGUGCGACAUGAUGACCCAGAGGAAGAUGAAGGCUCAGCCGCCGCUGUCCGACGCCUACCUGCACGGCAUGCCAGCAAAACGCAGAAAGACGGGACAGGGUGCUGGAAGCCUCCUCUCCAUCUCUGACGCAGUGAGCCAAGCAGCCCGGACGGCCGGAGUGAAGCCCAUCACGUCUGGGGAGCGGCUGCAGGACGACCUGGAGACGCAGGAGCUGAAGGAAGCGUAUGCAGAGCAGGUUAAAUCAGACAUCAAGAAACGAGUGAGGGAAGACCCGGAUUUCAACUCUCAGCAGUUCCCCAAUGCACACAGAGCUUUCUCAUCAGACUCAUAAUCACAGUCAUGCAGCGCUGAAGCUGUUUUCUCCUCCAUCUGCAUUAUUUUGGAUCUUUGUUUGACGAGCAGUCGGUGCAGUUUCACCCCAACAACCGUCUGUCAACCAUUUUUAGCAGCGCUCUUAAAUCUUGCUAAUGUGACGACUUCCCCAGUGCCUAUUUAUUGCUUUGCGUUUAUUUUGGUCCAACUCCUGCUGAGAGAAUGUUCCUUAUUGAAAAAGUGUUGCACCACAUAUGAGUUUGACUAAAUCAGUUCACUUUAAUUCUGUUUGAAUCCGUGUGUUUUGUCUGUUUCUUUUGCCUCGUGUCGCUUCGUUAGUGUGGAGCCUGAAUCCUCAUUCUUUAGCGGACUUCUGCCUUCCUCUCAGUACUCGCGAGCACAAGAGAAGACUUUCAUGUCAUGCUGUUUGGUACAUGAAUGUACAGUAAGCUUAAUAAAGUCUUGAUAAGUACA
Messenger RNA from Stegastes partitus (bicolor damselfish), 4134 nucleotides. It is a transcript of the gene bag6, whose product is annotated as BCL2 associated athanogene 6. The coding region runs from base 26 to 3679 and encodes 1217 amino acids. Gene Ontology annotation, molecular function: misfolded protein binding; polyubiquitin modification-dependent protein binding. Gene Ontology annotation, cellular component: BAT3 complex. The record is from RefSeq and is a predicted model, not a curated record. NCBI's taxonomy places the organism in Eukaryota, Metazoa, Chordata, Actinopteri, Pomacentridae. Gene Ontology annotation, biological process: ERAD pathway. The transcript is spliced from 26 exons.